AUGGCUCAGCGACGACGCUCCGUCCCCGCCGGGCCCCUGCCGACACGCAGCCCAGGGGCCGCCAUUGUGUCCUCGGACAUGGUCAUCGUGGCCCCGACGUCUUCAUCGUCGACGCCGACAGCGGCCCAGCAACAGCCGCGCGCCGCCGCCGACCCGGGGCUGCUGGCCCGGGCCGACGCCCUGGCCAAGAUGACGGUGGAGCUCAACCUGCGCGCCGUCAGCGCCCAGGCCGAGCGCCUCGAGCAGGAGCUCCGCGAGCUGGUGGUGUGCACCGGCCAGGACAAGGAGUUCCGCAGGGCCCACGAGCAGCGCGUCACCGACGUCUGGCGCGAGAUUGUGGCCGUCAGGACGCAGAUGGACCAGUGCAGGGACCGCCAGGCUGACUUCAAGGUCGAGUUUGAGAGGUGCCGCCGCGAGACGGACGACCUCCGCCAGCAGGUCCGGCGCGAGGUCAGCGGCCUGCGGGACUUGAUUGACGCCAUGGCCAGCCAGCUCGAUUCCUUUCCUGCAACGGCCGAGCUGGACGGCGAGUACUUGGCGGGCAGCAUCCGCACAGAUGGAACCCAGGAUACUCUCGAGCCGGACACGGCGUCAACGGCGCGGACAGGGCCAGCAACAGAGCGCACUCCGACGUUGAUCAAGGAGCUAACCGGGGACACAUCGACGGCAGACUGCAUCAGGCAGACCCCAAGGCGCCGCAUUCAAGAAGCCAUCAGCUCAACCCGCCGCUGGCACCGCGAUCACAAGACCACGACUCUCGCCGACGCCGACUUUGUCGCAAACUACCUCAAGCAGCAGUCCAAGCGCGACCCCGCCGUGGCCGUCUUGAUCCAAAAAGCCAUACAGAGGCACAUGCACCAGCAGCACCAGCACCAGCACCAGCAGAGCGGCCGACGGCCCCGUACAGGCUCUCGGCCCAGGUCGCUCGAGGACUUUUGCCGCGACGUGACGUGGAGAGACGUGAUUGAGACGGUCGAGGUGGUCCUGGUCAGGGGCCGGGACAAGGCUGCCGAGGCGCUGCGCCAGCAGGCGGGGCUAUCCGCGAAGGCAUGGAGCCACCCAAACGGCCCUCGCUGA
This is a messenger RNA of Hirsutella rhossiliensis, 1077 nucleotides long. RefSeq lists its product as uncharacterized. Lineage: Eukaryota; Fungi; Ascomycota; Sordariomycetes; Hypocreales; Ophiocordycipitaceae. The transcript has 2 exons. Bases 1 to 1077 code for a protein of 358 amino acids. The record is from RefSeq and is a predicted model, not a curated record.